AACAAAGUGUAAGUAACCAUACAUGUUUAUCCACACUCAUUUUCAUGCAUAUUUAUGAUUUGACUGACUAUUAUGACUACUGUACAUAACUUCUCAUUUUUAAAUUUAACAUUUCUUAUUUUCAUAUUAGUCCACAGUGCAUUAACUCAUGUUAACAGAUUCAACUUUUGAUUAGUAAAUGCUUAGAUUAACUUUUAACUUAUUAAAUGCUUUAAAAGUAUUGUGAACUAGUGUAGUUAACAUAAAAAAAAACUAAAACUAUUGUAAAAUGUUUACCCCUUUUCUGUAAAGUAUGUUUCUAUAUUAUUGUAUUUGAAUUAUGCUAAAUACUGUAUUAAAAACAAUGUUCUGUGGUGUCUUGUAUAGUUUUUAAUUGUGUGUUAUUUUAAAGGAGUGCUCCAAUAAAGGUGGAGGAUUAUGAGGCUUACUAUAAGAAGCAAAGAGCUGAUUCCUUCUGUGGAUUUGCUGAAGAAUUUGAGGAUCUAAGGCCAGUUGGGAUAAAUCAGCCGAAGACUGUUGCUCAGGCACCUGAAAACAAAGCCAAGAAUCGUUACAACAAUGUGCUGCCAUAUGAUUCAUCUCGUGUCAAACUCUCUGUGCUCGGCAGCCCAUUUGAUGACUACAUAAAUGCCAACUACAUGCCGGGUUAUACUUCAAAGAAGGAGUUUAUCGCAGCCCAAGGGCCACUGCCCUGCACUGUCGAUGACUUCUGGAGACUGAUCUGGGAGAAAAACGUCCACACUAUUGUCAUGCUCACUAAAUGCAAUGAGCAAGGACGGGUGAAAUGUGAGGAAUACUGGCCAGCAGAGACGAAACAUUUUAGCAAUCUGACAGUGAUGAAUACUUCUGAGAUCACAUUGGAAGACUGGACUUUACGUGACUUUGAAGUGAAAAAUGUGAAAACAGCAGAGUCUCGAUCAGUUCGUCACUUCCAUUUCACUGCGUGGCCAGACCAUGGAGUUCCUGAGACCACUGAGCUUCUCAUCAACUUCAGACACCUGGUUCGAGAGCACAUGGACCAGUUCUCAAGACAUUCACCCACACUUGUGCACUGCAGUGCUGGUGUGGGCCGGACGGGAACCUUCAUCGCCAUUGAUCGGUUAAUCUUUCAGAUUGAGCGGGAGGGUGUAGUAGAUGUAUAUGGGAUCAUCCACGAUUUACGCAUGCACAGACCACUCAUGGUUCAAACAGAGGAUCAAUAUGUGUUUCUCAACCAGUGUGCCAUGGACAUCAUCAAGUCUCGGACUGGCAACAACGUAGAUUUGAUUUACCAGAACACAGCUGCACUCACUAUUUAUGAGAACUUUGAACCCUUAAAAAAAGCCAAAAAUGGCUACCAUAAUGCCUGACCGUACCAUGAAUAAUUCACUGCACUGCUGUAAAAGAAACGUUGUUCUUUUCUUUUUUUUUAUGGAGUUUUAUUUAAAUAGGAAAAAUUAUAUAUAUUUAUUAAGUUUGUUUAUAAGAGUAUGCAGAAAUAUUUUUUAAUUUUGUUAAUCAAGUUUUUAUCAAAUACAGAAAUGUAGCUGCAAGGAAGUUUUAUGAGUUUUCAUAGAAUAAAGCUGAUAAUGUUUUAAUUAUGUAAUAUGACUUCAUAAAAAUGGCAUUUCCUCAGACAUAGGCUACAUGUGAAAUGAAGAUAAGCAUAAACAGAAAUAUAGACAUGCAACAGUCACAUAGGACUUCACCGUUAGACAGUAGUACAGCAGUAGUGAAGACAAAAUGGUUAAGCUGGUAAAUUGUUGACAAUAUGCAGUGACAGCUUGCUGUUCUCAGGUCUGUGUUUUUAAUAUAACUAUUAUUUCCGGAUGUCACAGGCCAAAGGUUGACCUUAAAUGGACCAUUAGGACAAUGAGUUAGCAUUGAAUAGUUGCAAUCUUUUUGGUAUUCUCUUCAAUUGUUUAUUUUCAGUAAAGAGACAUGCUAUCCUGUCUGGUCCUAGUUUGUAAAUGUUUUUGUUUUCCUUUUAGAAUGAGGUCAGUGAAUGUUAAGUAUAUACUGAUGUAAUUUAUUACAAAAAGAUUUGAACAGAGUGUCACUCUGUACCGUCUGUGCACUUAAACUGUUAUAUUUGUACAUAAUAUAUUUAGUUCAGACUUCCAGCCUUUUUUUCAAGAGUGUCACUCUGUACCGUCUGUGCACUUAAACUGUUAUAUUUGUACAUAAUAUAUUUAGUUCAGACUUCCAGCCUUUUUUUCACAAAGUGUUGUUCCAGGGACUUUUUGCUUGUGUGGUUUUAAUAUUCUGAAAUUUUCUGCACAUAUUUUUAAAAUAGUUCAUAGAUACUCUGCUGGUCAUGAUACAGAACCAUACCAGAUGAACUCUGUAUUAUACUGAGAUUAAAAAAAAGAUGCACUUUAUUUCACACUACUGUGGUGACCUGUGUUUGUGUGUGUGUGUGUGUGUAACAGAAAAUACUACAUAUAUAUACAUAUAUACUUGUCAUGUGUGAUCAAAAUGGUAACUUUCUUAUUUUAAAAUAAAGCCAACAGCAAUACGC
Messenger RNA from Carassius gibelio (silver crucian carp), 2500 nucleotides. RefSeq names its product receptor-type tyrosine-protein phosphatase eta-like. Lineage: Eukaryota; Metazoa; Chordata; Actinopteri; Cypriniformes; Cyprinidae. Bases 639 to 1349 code for a protein of 236 amino acids. Gene Ontology annotation, molecular function: protein tyrosine phosphatase activity. Gene Ontology annotation, biological process: protein dephosphorylation; negative regulation of MAP kinase activity. The record is from RefSeq and is a predicted model, not a curated record. The transcript has 8 exons.